This is a messenger RNA of Amphibalanus amphitrite, 3363 nucleotides long. RefSeq names its product protein shisa-like-2B. The transcript is spliced from 5 exons. The record is from RefSeq and is a predicted model, not a curated record. Bases 340 to 1143 code for a protein of 267 amino acids. Lineage: Eukaryota; Metazoa; Arthropoda; Thecostraca; Balanomorpha; Balanidae.
GCCGCCGCGCCCGCAGCUGGCCUGACCGGCCCCGUGCCGAACCCUCGUCGGCGCCGCUCUCCGACGGCAGAGAGAGCCGCCCGAGCACCCUCUCCCCGUCGAAUCAAUCGUCGGCGCGCCGGCCUGCGUCGGUCUCGACGCGCGCGUGCGCCGCCGGCGACGCGAGAGCGACGGUCGCGGCGCGGCGGAGUCUGUUGUCUCCUGUCGCCCGGGACUGCCGCAGGCGAGAGCUGACCUCGCGCGCUGACCUGCCCGGAGGCACACGACCCGCGCGUGACCUCUGUGACCUCUACGGAGCGACCCGGCGGCGGCAGAGGGGCGGAGACUCAGCUGGCGACCAUGUCCAUCCAAAUGCAGCUCGGAGAGGACCACGAGGUUCUGAGUCGGGACGCCUUCUGCUCGGGCUACGUGGACAGCUUCGGCAAAUGGAACAACGGCUUCCCGUGCCCGAAGCUGGAGGAGGACGCCGUGUUCUGUUGCGGCACGUCCACGUACCGCUACUGCUGCACCACCAGGGACGAGGCCGACCCCUCCACCUACAGCGACAACAGUAUGCCGUUGGUGAUGGGCGUCGUGUUCGGCACCAUCAUCACCGUCAUCCUCGUCAUCACGGCCAUCUGCAUCUUCUGGAAGUCCUGCCGCUCCUACAAGAAACGGAGAGCCGAUGGAGGACCUAUGUACCGGAUGCACUCGUCAUCGACGGGCAGCGGCGUGGCCAACAUGUACAGCUACUCGACGGGCUCUCUGGGGAGGCUGGACAGCCGCGGCGGCAUGCUGACGGACGACGAGGACGUGCUGCAGGAGGUGGAUGAGGUGGCCGUGACGCACCCCUGUCGGGUCAGCACCAUCAGCACGGUGCCACGCAGCUUCACCUCAGACCGCUGCAACAGAGUCUCGUUCGCCGACUCUGUGGGUAACAGUUCCAUCUCGACUGCCACUGACAACGAACGACAGCUGUUCAUCGAGCAGUCGGGCGCACCGCCGCCCUACAAGCACGCCGACUACCUGGAGCCCGAGCAGCAGCGCAUCAUGACCUUUCCGCGCUCCUUCUCGGCUGGCCAGCCGCGCGAGCUCGACGUCGGGCACUACCAGGUGCCCCGCUCGCCAAACGACGACACCCUCUACCGCUCGACCAAAUUCUGAAAACCGCCCUCACAUUCGGACACUGCCGGCGGCAGGCGCUGGCCGCCGGCAGCGGUGCGUGCUCUUGGCGCCGCGCGCGAGGAACCAGAUGUGCAGCCGCGCGGACGGUGCAGGGCGCAUGCGCGGCUCCAGCGGGGUGUUCGCGGCAGUGGGGGUCGCUGAGAGUGCGGCGGCAGGCGCGGCGCGCGAGGCACCGGACGCGCGCGCCCGACCGGGACUGGCUGUGAUAUACGGAAUGAGGUGUGUCGGACUGAUUACGGGCGGGACUCGGCAGUGACGGGAGCGGCGAUAGAGGACCGGCGGACCGCAGCCAUGGCCGUGCAGAGGGGACUCGGCGACGAUCACGAAGGUGAGUGACACCGAGCCCAUUUUUCGAUUGUGAAUUAUUUGUUGUUUCUAUUGAUAUUGCCCAAAGAUGCCUUGACUAUUGUAUCCUCAUGUAUUUUUUUUUUGUGUAAACAGACCAUUAUUGUACCUAACCCCAUACCUUAUUUGUUAUUUUUCUCAUUUCAUUGUUACUACACGAGCAAUUGCAAUUACGAACUAUAAUUGCCCGUAAUUCUUACACAAUUAUUAUGCAAGCAACACAUAUGAUUGCAGCCCUUUAUUCACUAUAUACAUUUACGUUGAACGGUUGAAGGCUUCGCUGCGCUAAUUCUAGAAAAGUUGUCGAAGAUCAUUUUUUAACUUAAAGAUUUUGAGUGCAAUAGAAUAAAAUAUUUUAUUCUUAAUUGCCACUUAAUCCUGAUGACAUGCUUCGUUAACUUGUAAGAAAUUGAAAAUUUAUAUUUCUGGACGCCGAGUCCGGCCGAUUCAUUUCCAGACUGGGUCGAAUUAUCUCUCGUUAUCGCUGUUUCUGCACUCGGCCUGCACGGCUGGGCUAAUUUCACGCUGUUUGGACCUGGACUAACAUGCCGGGCUGGUGGUCAUGUCUGGAGCGGGGCCGCUGCUCCCUUGGGGCUCUGCUACCCGGGAUCGGAGAAAAACGCUGCGCCGCGCAGUGGCCCACUGCCAGAGGGGCUCUGAUUUCAGCGGCACAGCGGCAGCCGACCGCGGGCAAAGCCACAGCAACGGACCUCCGCUCGCUGGAAAAUGGAAACAUGAGGAUAUGUUGGCGAUAUUGUUGCCUUGUUGACACGAAGGUAGUCGUCAGUUCGGUAGAUUUUUGGGUAGCGGGUGAUUUAUGUUCUCAUAUGUCAAGCACCUGUCAAUCAUAUAUUCAUGAAACAAGUAGCUUGGACAAACUUUUUCGUCAAAAGAGAAGACGCUUGUGGAAGCUUAAAGAAAACCUCAAGGAUCCCUGUUUCCAAUGCCAUUGAAAUAAUUAGCAUGGCGUUGCAUUAAUUUAUACAAUGCCUUGUUAUCUACAUAAAUGUAAUUGUUGAUUAGCACGUAUGAUGUUGUAAAUUGCAUUUGAGUAACUUCAAACCAUAUGUGGUUGACAUUACUUCUACAAACCCUAUUAUUAGUUAGUAGUUACCUAAAAGUAACAUGUGGAAAUCCCUUACAUGUUAUGUCUUCAAAAAAAAAAAAAAAAAAUAGUACGAUUAAUUUUGCUCAGUCAUAUGACUUUUGACUUGAUAACAAACGUCUGACCCCAUUACACAAAUAGAUAGCGGUGUAACCCCGUAACUUCAGAGCUAAUCAGUGCGGUAGUUGAUGCGUUGAGACAGAUUAAGACCGUUUGCGGUCCUCCCUACACUAAGAAAUUAAUGACCGCAACUUGAUGAAUGGUUACGUGACUCUCAGUGCUAAACGGGACGGCUUAAUGUGAAAAAUGUCGCGCCAGUUUACCAGUUAAACGCAGCCGAUGUGCAUAUGAUGGAUGGAUUAGUGUCGUUAUCUUAGGCAGACACCGAACCAAAGCCAGACUGGUCUGAGGGCGAUCAUCGGGGAUGAUUGAAAUGAUGAGCUGCUAGUUAGGACAGAAGUGGGGUAUCUGUGCCGUGGUGAAGCGCGAAUUUUGUGGGCGAUUGAAUUGGCUCAAGAGAGAAAAUGAAGUGCAGUGUAUUUAAGGCUGAUGUGGGUGGUUGAAGUCUAACAUUAUGUCCUUUAAAAUUUCACCGUAAUCUCGUUGAAACUGUUUUUGCCACCCUGCUGGGUGUGCAUAAUGUGCGGUGCAGGGCCUGGUGCGAGAGUUUCGGAAUGUGCCCAAGCUUCCAUGGAAACACCCAGCUAAAAGCAUUUCGUGAUGUCCACUAAACAAGUCUAAACGUCACA